ACAUAAAAUUAGGAUUAACCACCUUUUAAUCGUGCUACAAGGGAAUCCUGUUCAGUCCGGAGCUCUACUACAAAAUGUCAUUCACUGAUGUACUGGCCAUCGUUGGGGGAUUUGCUGUUGUUUUCCACCUGCUGAAACUGGCAUGGAGAUGUUGGGAUGGAUUCAAAGAGUUUGUUUUGUCAGAGAUUUGGCAAGUGGAUUUAAGGACAUUUGGGCAAUGGGCAGUUGUCACUGGUGCCACAUCUGGCAUUGGUAAAGCUUAUGCCAGUGAGCUGGCACGCAGAGGCCUGAAUGUUGUUUUGGUGAGCAGAUCUGAUGAUAAGCUUCAAAUGGUUGCCAAAGAGAUAGAGGAUCGGCAUGGACGAAACACUCGCACCAUCCAAGUGGACUUCACAGACGGCCACAGUAUCUACCCUACUAUAGCCGCAGCGCUACAGGGACUGGAGAUUGGAAUUCUGGUUAACAAUGUAGGAAUGACCUAUUCUGAACAUUUUGCCUAUUUCCUGGAAAUACCAGAUGCUGAAAAGAAAAUCACUCAUAUUAUCAACUGUAACAUGCUAUCUAUUCCUCAGAUGACCAGACUGGUUCUUCCAGGCAUGGUUGAAAGAGGGACAGGGCUGAUCAUCAAUAUCUCCUCUGAAGUGGGCGUCCAUCCACAGCCUUUGUUGUCCCUUUAUUCUGCCACUAAGAUUUUUGUAACAUAUUUCUCUCAGUGUCUGCAUGCUGAGUACAAAUCAAACGGAAUUAUUGUUCAGUGUGUGGCCCCCUUCAUGGUGUCAACCAACAUGACACACAACAUGAGAGUCAACUGCUUUGUGAAGACUGCUUCAGGGUUCGCCCGUGAGGCCUUGAACACUGUGGGUCACUCCAGCUACACCAGUGGCUGUCUCUCCCACGCACUCCAGAGCAUGGCUCUCACAAUACUCCUGCCAGACUGGCUUCGUAUGUCAACAGUCCUCAUCAGAAAGCUACGAAACCUUGCAAAAGUCAGCAAAUAUGAAAGAAGAGUGUGCAAGGAAAAGGAGACGCUCAGUGAAAAGGAGGAGUAGUUAUGUGACUGCAUCUGCACAGAGAAUGAAGGUCACUAAAUGGAUGAAGAUUACUGACAUGUCGACUUUUACAGCUUAAUAUGGGCAUUAUAAUAGAUUAUCUUCACUGUAGGUCCACUUCUCACAUACACAAAAUGUGUGUAAUAUCAUCCAAUGUAACCAUCAGCCUUUUUCCUUUCUGGUGUUAUUUUUGACAGUCUGCAUCAUUAAGCACAAAAAUCCGAAAUUUUUAAAGUUAGCACAUACAACAGCAACAAACGUUCAUCAUUGUGAGGUCAAACGUACAAAACGGUUCCCUUUGUGAAGACUAGAGAUACACAUUUAAUAGCAAGAAAACAUGUUUGCAUAAGUGCAUGGAAAACAAAAAAAAUCCGAACUCAAUUCAGCUCUGAAAGAAAAGGUCUUUGGGUCACUUGGUCCAGAAACCAGCAGAAAUGUGUGAGUGUAGGAAAAUGCAAGCAGCACAAAUACAGAGUUUUAAAAAAAAAAAACAACAAUUAUGCAUUAACACAAUACAAUAUUUAGAAACUUACCGUGGUCAAUUGUUUUCACAAAACACCACAAAUUCAUAAUUUCAUCCCUGAAAUGAUAUACAGACAUUUCUAUAGUCAAUGUCCUAGACAACCCGUAUUGCUCAAAACAAAUUGUGUUUGUGUUCUGAAGCGUCUUUGACACAUUUUUACAGGCUUAAAGCUAAUGCAAACAAGAGGUUAUAUCAACAUAAAUCAGGCACGCAAACGUUAGUAUUCUCCCAUUCCUUGGCUCACCAAGCCAGUUCAAGUAUUUUAAAAUAGGAAAAUAUCCUUGUUGAAUGCAAAAACCUCAAGUGGCGUAUUUUCAAAAUGCACUCGACUGUGGUCCUUUCCUAAGCUUCAGUAAAACGACAAAAAAAAAAGCUGCAUUAGAUGAAAGUAUAGUAACCGGUGCUACAUACUGUACCUUAGUAUCCACUUUUCAUUACAUUAUGUGUUAAUUUUACAUGUAACCAUAGUUUAUACUUGCACUUAAAUGAGCAGUCAGAUAAGACUUGCUGCUUUAUGUACAAUAUCAAAUGAUACAACAGGAACAAAACUCAUGACUGCAAAUGCUCACAGAUCAGUGUAUGUGACAGGGGUGACACCAUGAAUCAGGAGUGUUGGCCCUAAACUAUUGGUCACUGCUUCCACCUGAGCCAAGUACUGCUGUGAUUGGCUGUGAUGCGCAGGAGGUCGAGGUAAAUACAGGAAGCGAACAGCAGCUUGCGAGCUGUGCUCCAUCAACAUACAGUUCACUGCGGACAAGAAGU
Messenger RNA from Siniperca chuatsi (mandarin fish), 2334 nucleotides. It is a transcript of the gene hsd20b2, whose product is annotated as hydroxysteroid (20-beta) dehydrogenase 2. The record is from RefSeq and is a predicted model, not a curated record. Lineage: Eukaryota; Metazoa; Chordata; Actinopteri; Centrarchiformes; Sinipercidae. The coding region runs from base 75 to 1049 and encodes 324 amino acids. Gene Ontology annotation, molecular function: oxidoreductase activity. The transcript is spliced from 11 exons. Gene Ontology annotation, cellular component: endoplasmic reticulum.